Molecule: messenger RNA, 1002 nt
Organism: Chinchilla lanigera (long-tailed chinchilla)
Lineage: Eukaryota; Metazoa; Chordata; Mammalia; Rodentia; Chinchillidae
Gene: Psma6
Product: proteasome subunit alpha 6
Exons: 7
Coding region: 97-837 (246 amino acids)
Biological process (GO): ubiquitin-dependent protein catabolic process
Cellular component (GO): cytosol; proteasome core complex, alpha-subunit complex; proteasome core complex
Source: RefSeq, a predicted model, not a curated record
CCCGGAAGCAGUCGCUGCCACUUCCGGGUGGUGCUUGUAUGCCCAGUGCGGGAGCCAAGGGACCCGAAGAGUGCUUGAAGUAGUGGGUGCACCACCAUGUCCCGUGGCUCCAGCGCUGGCUUUGACCGCCACAUUACCAUUUUUUCGCCGGAGGGUCGGCUCUACCAAGUAGAAUAUGCUUUUAAGGCUAUUAACCAGGGUGGCCUUACAUCAGUAGCUGUCAGAGGAAAAGACUGUGCAGUAAUUGUCACACAGAAGAAAGUACCUGAUAAGUUAUUGGAUUCCAGUACAGUGACUCACUUAUUCAAGAUAACUGAAAACAUUGGCUGUGUGAUGACCGGGAUGACAGCCGACAGCAGAUCCCAGGUGCAGAGGGCACGCUAUGAGGCAGCUAAUUGGAAAUACAAGUAUGGCUAUGAGAUUCCUGUGGACAUGCUGUGUAAAAGAAUUGCUGAUAUUUCUCAAGUUUACACACAGAAUGCUGAAAUGAGGCCACUUGGUUGUUGUAUGAUUUUAAUUGGUAUCGAUGAGGAGCAAGGCCCCCAGGUGUACAAGUGUGACCCUGCAGGCUACUACUGUGGGUUUAAAGCCACUGCCGCAGGUGUGAAACAAACUGAGUCAACCAGCUUCCUUGAAAAAAAAGUGAAGAAGAAAUUCGAUUGGACAUUUGAACAGACAGUGGAGACAGCAAUUACAUGCCUGUCUACUGUCCUCUCAAUUGAUUUCAAACCUUCAGAAAUAGAAGUUGGAGUAGUUACAGUUGAAAACCCUAAAUUCAGGAUUCUUACAGAAGCAGAGAUUGAUGCUCACCUCGUUGCUCUAGCAGAGAGAGACUAAAUGUUGUCAUUAGUUUACCAAAUCCAUGAAGCCACUUGCCUGUGUGUUCGCUAACAACAGACCAACAUCACGAAGGCCCUUGGAUUCAAAGAAGAACCUCUCCCACUCCGCCUGCCACCCAUGUGGUUAGGACUCUGUAUAAAUAAAAACAGUGCUUUUGGGAAA